GAUAAAGCUACCGCUAACGACCCCGUAAACGCCAACAAGCCCUUAUAUAUGAUCAGGAGGGAGGCUAGACAGCGCCUUUCUAUUGGAUAGCAGCGUUAGCCAAUCGUAAAAGGAACACGGCAAGCCUAAUUUGCAUAUCCCUUGCUCUGGGAUGACAUAAUGUGUUGUUGUAGUCAAUCAAAAGCGAGCAAUGUUUGAUCCUUCAUUUGAAUACGAGGCGUGCAAAUAGAGUUGGUGCAGCGGACGUACGUGUCUCUCCACAGUAGCUAGCCAGUAUGCCUGAUCCGUCCAAGUCCACUCCGGCCCCCAAAAAGGGGUCUAAGAAAGCCGUUACUAAGGCGCAGAAAAAGGACGGCAAAAAACGCAAACGGGGCCGCAAGGAGAGCUACUCCAUCUAUGUGUACAAGGUGCUGAAGCAGGUGCACCCCGACACUGGCAUCUCGUCCAAGGCCAUGGGCAUCAUGAACUCGUUCGUCAACGAUAUUUUCGAGCGCAUCGCCAGCGAGGCUUCCCGCCUGGCGCAUUACAACAAGCGCUCGACCAUCACGUCCCGCGAGGUGCAGACGGCCGUGCGUCUGCUGCUGCCCGGGGAACUGGCCAAGCACGCUGUGUCCGAGGGCACCAAGGCUGUCACCAAGUACACCAGCUCCAAGUGAGGCGCUGCGCCGGCGUCCUCAAUCCAAAGGCUCUUUUCAGAGCCACCCAUACGGUCGUUAAAAGGGUCUUGAACACAGUGUGUGGAGGCAUUGAUGGUUGCCACGCACCUGAUGGAAAUUCCCUGUUACUGGGUACGACCAAGAGAGAUGUAUUUGGAAUGAGGAAUGUAGGGUUGCAGCUGCUCGGUCUGCUCUUCCUAAGGGUGGGAUGUGGACGAUGGCCACGGGAGGAGGCAAGGGACGUGAGUCCCCUCCCCAAGCCUCGAGUCUUACCCAGGUGGGCGAGGUCACAAGCAUAGUGGGAUUCUGGGUGCCGCGCGUCCUGGGUGGCCUCAGAUCUGCGUUCCUUUAGAACGUCUCCUGGAAUAAACAGGCGUCUUAUCCCCUG
This is a messenger RNA of Myodes glareolus (Bank vole), 1044 nucleotides long. RefSeq names its product histone H2B type 3-B. Lineage: Eukaryota; Metazoa; Chordata; Mammalia; Rodentia; Cricetidae. Gene Ontology annotation, molecular function: DNA binding; structural constituent of chromatin; protein heterodimerization activity. Gene Ontology annotation, cellular component: nucleosome. The record is from RefSeq and is a predicted model, not a curated record.